Molecule: messenger RNA, 186 nt
Organism: Amoebophrya sp. A25
Lineage: Eukaryota; Dinophyceae; Syndiniales; Amoebophryaceae
Source: the annotation of a GenBank genome assembly
ACAACAGGCGCGAGGAGCGGAUCUUCAUCUUCGAGUGGGAGUUGGAGCGAACUCCUAGUGGGUCUAGCAGCUCAGCAUCGAUUACCUGUAGUGGCAGGAGAAGCAUCAUCAGAGCCUGGAGAACAACAUAGAGGUAGAGUAGAGGUAGACAACAAAAUACUUGCUGGACGAGGAGAGGAAGAUGAG